AUGGCGAAAAAAUUCGAUUUGGAUGACCUUUUUGGAUACGAAACUUUCAAGAUUGUUAAGGUCAAAGAUCGAAGAUUAGGUAUACUUCAUCGAGCAUUUCAACUUGCCAUCUUUAUUUAUAUUCUAUUUAGUAUCUUAAAUUCUCAAUUAUAUCUAAAAAAGGAACCUCCGGUACCUGGCGCAGUUAGAAUAACGCUGCAAGCACCUCCAACAUUUACCAAUCCACCAUAUUGUACAGGAGGGGAAUUGCCUUGCGUUUACUGGGGAGCAGAUGAAAUACAUUUUCCAAAUGACGCAGCAGGUGUAGCAUUUUUUACCACAAGGGCAACUGUAACAAAAUAUACAGCACCUGAAAAUUGUAAUUUCCUUUUGCCAUCAUCACCUGGAGAUCCUUGUAUUUUUAAUGCUAAGACCAGUACUGGUCAAAUUAUAAUGAAUAAAUCCUACAUUGCAGAUAUUGAAAAUUAUACUGUUAUGAUUGAACAUUCUAUUAGAGGAAAAGCUACUUCUAUUUCACUUCGUAAUGGGCUUAUGGAUGGUGAAUUAAUUUCUGCUAUUGAUGGUAAAACGAAAAGAUCAUGGACUAACGCAACUAGAGCUAUAGAAGAUCCAAGAGCCAAUGGUGAUAUUUUAUCAGUGAAGCAAAUUCUUGAAGCCGCAGGAGUUGAUUUAGAAGCUCCUUCGUUUGCUCCUGCUGCUGAAGGGGAAAUAAAUAGAUCAUCCGGUGUCGUCAUUGUAAUCGUGAUAGAUUAUGAAAAUGUUCCAUUCAAGGAAAAUGUGAUUAAAUAUAAAUAUUUACCGCAAGUUAUUGAUGGUGCUGAAUAUAAAGUGACCGAAACCAUUUUUAAUGAUGAUAAUUCUUAUACAAUCAAAGAUCGUCAUGGUAUCCGGUUGGUAUUUCAACAAUAUGGACAAAUUGGUGUAUUUGAUUUUAUGGCUUUAUUGACGAAUUUAGUAGCAGCUCUUGCUUUAUUCAAAGUUGCAACUUUCCUUGUUGAAUUAUUAAUGUUGAAAUUUUUGCCUCAAAAGGACCAAUAUGAACAAUUUAAAUUCGAAAAAACUCUUGAUUUUAGUGAUAUACGUAAAGGUACAAGUGAUAAAGGUUCGGUUAAUAGUGCUUAG
Messenger RNA from Funneliformis caledonium, 1122 nucleotides. NCBI's taxonomy places the organism in Eukaryota, Fungi, Glomeromycota, Glomeromycetes, Glomerales, Glomeraceae. The record is from the annotation of a GenBank genome assembly.